AUGCUCGCGACGCCUUUGAUGCGAUGCACGCGCGUGGCUGCUGAGCGCGUCCGUUUGAGCAGCAGUGCUGCUUCUGUGCAGCUCACUCGCUCCACCGGUGGAUCUCGUCUUGCAGCGCUUCGCGAACGACUCACGGAGGAGGCGCAUCUUGGUCCGACGUUCGCCGAGCAGGCGCUGUCGCUCUCGGACUUUGCGUUUGAAGCCGACGCCACACCUGGCUCCAAGCCUUCACGUAAACCCAAUGCAUCGAACCGCAAGCCUAAGUGGCUCAAGGCGCAGCCUACGCAAGGCGCCAACUACGAGCGACUGCGCAAGACGGUCAAGAGUCUGGGACUGAGUACUGUGUGCGAGGAGGCCAAGUGUCCAAACAUUGGCGAGUGCUGGGGAGGUGGUAAGGACGGCAUUGCAACGGCAACUAUCAUGCUCAUGGGAGACACGUGUACACGUGGCUGCAGCUUUUGUGCUGUCAAGACGAGCAAGAAACCGGCUCCAUUGGAUGUUGAAGAGCCGAACAAGGUGGCAGAAGCGAUUGCUGCUUGGGGACUGGACUACAUUGUCUUUACGAGUGUCGACCGCGACGACUAUGAGGAUUUUGGUGCAAGCCACUUUGCCAAGACUGUCCGCACGCUGCGUGCCAAGCUGCCGAAGAUCCUGAUUGAAUGUCUGACGCCUGACUUUCAGGGCCAAAAUGAGCUGAUUGACCAGGUGGCCACGUCAGGACUCGACGUUUUUGCGCACAACUUGGAGACGGUGGAACGACUGCAGCGUCGGGUGCGUGAUUACCGUGCCAACUACAAACAGUCGCUCCACGUGCUCGAGCGCGUCAAGGUCGUCGCGCCGCACCUCGUGACGAAGACGUCACUGAUGCUGGGGGUAGGUGAGCGUAAUGAGGAUGUGUUUCAAACACUGCGUGAUUUGCGCAACAGUGGAGUAGACGUUGUGACAUUUGGCCAGUACUUGCGUCCGAGCACAAAGCACAUGCCGGUCAAGUCGUACGUGACACCAGAGGCUUUUGCUGAGUGGCAAAAGGUGGCCGAGCAAAUGGGCUUUUUGUACGUGGCAAGUGGACCAAUGGUGCGCUCUAGUUACAAGGCUGGUGAGUUCUUUAUGAAGAGCCUGCUCAAGAACCGGAAGGCGGAGGUUGCUACCUAG
Peronospora matthiolae is the source of this 1152-nucleotide messenger RNA. The record is from the annotation of a GenBank genome assembly. NCBI's taxonomy places the organism in Eukaryota, Oomycota, Peronosporomycetes, Peronosporales, Peronosporaceae.